CGAGAUCUCGUACGGCGGCUCCGGCGGCGGUUGCUAGGAGACGGAACUCAUUGCCGAGGCUCCUGGAGCUGAGGGCCGCGGCGGAGUUUGCGCGUGUGUGACCGCGGGGGGGCCGAUUCGGAAGCAAGAUGGCACCCAAAAAGAAAGGAGGAGGAAAGAAGGGGAAAACAAAAGCUACGCCCAUCAUCGAUGGCAUCCCGCCAGAGGAGAUGAACAAGGAGCAGGUGGAGGAGCACAUCGUUCGAAUCAGGGAGGAGCUGGACCGGGAGAGGGAGGAGCGCAACUACUUCCAGCUGGAGCGGGACAAGAUCCACACCUUCUGGGACAUCACGCGGAGGCAGCUGGAGGAGAAGAAGGCCGAGCUGCGCAACAAGGACCGGGAGAUGGAGGAGGCCGAGGAGAGGCACCAAGUGGAGAUUAAAGUCUACAAACAGAAGGUGAAGCACUUGCUGUAUGAGCACCAGAACAACCUGACGGAGAUGAAGGCCGAAGGGACGGUGUCCUUGAAGCUGGCGCAGAAGGAGCACCGGACCCAGGAGAAUGAGAUGCGCAAGAACAUGCGUUGCCUCAAGGUGGAGCUGAAGGAGCAGGAGCUGGCCAAUGAGGUGGUGGUGAAGAACCUGCGCCUGAAACACGACGAGGAGAUUACUCGGAUGAGGAAUGACUUUGAGAGACAAGUGCGAGAGAUUGAGUCCAAGUAUGACAAGAAGAUGAAGAUGCUUCGCGAUGAGCUAGAUCUCCGGAGGAAGACAGAGAUCCAUGAAGUGGAGGAGAGAAAGAACGGCCAGAUCAACACCCUGAUGAAGAACCACGAGAAGGCCUUCAGCGACAUCAAGAACUACUACAAUGACAUCACGCUGAACAAUCUGGCACUCAUCAACUCCCUCAAGGAGCAAAUGGAGGACAUGAAAAAGAAGGAGGACCACUUAGAAAAAGAGAUGGCAGAAGUGAUGGUUCAGAACAAGAGGCUGACAGACCCUCUGCAGAAGGCCCGGGAGGAGCUGCUGGACUUGCAGAGGAAACUAGUCAACUAUGAGAAGGAUAAACAGGCCCUGGCUAGUUCUAAAGCCCGUCUGAAGGUCACUGAGAAAGAGUUGAAAGACCUGCAGUGGGAGCAUGAAGUGUUGGAGCAGCGGUUCAGCAAGGUACAAAUAGAGAGAGAUGAUCUGUAUUCCAAGUUCAGCAAGGCCAUCCAAGAAGUACAGCAGAAAGCUGGCUUCAAGAAUCUGAUCCUGGAGCGCAAGCUGAUGACUCUGUCGAACGUGAUGGAGAGGAAGGAGGUGCAGUUGAACGAGAUCCUCUCCGCCUCCAACCUUGACCCCGAAGCCCUCUCGGUGGUCUCCCGAAAGCUGGAGGAUGUUCUGGAAUCUAAAAACAGUGCUAUCAAGGACCUGCAGUAUGAGCUUGCCCGGGUGUGCAAGGCUCACAACGACUUGCUGCGAACCUAUGAAGCCAAGCUCGUUGCUUUUGGCAUCCCUCUGGAUAACAUAGGGUUCAAGCCUCUGGAGACGUCGGUGAUAGGACAGAACCUGGGGCAUGGCCCUGCCGGGCUGGUGUCAACACCGACGUAGCCUGGCUGGAGCACGGCCUGCCCUCCUCCCCGGCCACAGACAUUCUUUAGGUCCUGAUGCUGCCCACGGCUGAGGGGCUGAGGCCUGGUGAAGCCGCCACAGAUGGUUGCUCUAGA
Molecule: messenger RNA, 1687 nt
Organism: Dromiciops gliroides (monito del monte)
Lineage: Eukaryota; Metazoa; Chordata; Mammalia; Microbiotheria; Microbiotheriidae
Gene: GAS8
Product: growth arrest specific 8
Exons: 11
Coding region: 129-1571 (480 amino acids)
Biological process (GO): flagellated sperm motility
Cellular component (GO): Golgi apparatus; motile cilium; microtubule
Molecular function (GO): microtubule binding; small GTPase binding
Source: RefSeq, a predicted model, not a curated record